AUGCAGAGUGUUAGUGAAGUUGGCAGAGGAACAUUGAAUUUCCUGUCUCAGUUCAGGCCAAGAGCCUUGGAGCAUCAAAGUGCUAAGAAUUUGCUUAUGACAGACUAAAACUAUGGGACUCCCUAAGAUUCUUAUUUUGCUUAUAUUAACAAGCGAAAGAAGGAGGCAGCUAUUGACACUAAUAGAGAAGAAUAUGUUUUAUCUAAUCUAGGUCUUGAGAAACUUCUACCAUUAGAGAUUAAUGAAAAUACCAAUAAAUUGGAAAUUAAGUCACUUAGCGAUGAUUUGAUUAGAGAAAUUUAGGAGAUCAACCCUGAUUUGAAAAUAGAGGAUACAGAGCUAUUAAAGAUAACCUAAAUGAGAGAAUAGGCUAUAGAGAGAUACGUUUAAAAAACUAUAGAAGAGGAUGGUGCUUAGAAAUUUACUAAGAAAGAUUACUAAGUUCUUAAUUCACUGAAGUUCACAAAAAUUAUGGAAAAGGUAGAAGAUGAUAAAAUUGAGAAGUAAUUUUCUGAUGAUGAGUUUAGUUCAUAGGCCUAGUAGAUGCUUAAGAUAUAAAAGAAAAAGGAUGCUGUUAAAAAUAAAAGAGAAUAAAGGUUAAUGGAUAAAGAAAUCUAGCGACUGCUAUAAAAUCCCCAAAAAGUAGAUGUAGAUAAAGCCUUAGAGCUAUAUGAUAAUUAACCUAUUGAAGCCAAGCAAGUUACAAAUAAAGAUCUCAGAAAACUAAGGAGACUUAAGAGAAAAGCUGAAAAAGUUGAUGCAGCAUUGUAAAAGCCACAAAUAGCACAAUCAGCAGCUGAAUAAUAAUAGAGCAUAGAUAACUAAUCAUAAGAAGCAGUGUAGCAAUAAGAAUAAGAAAUAAAGACAGCAAUUAAAUUCGCUGAAGAACUGGGAGGUGCUAACAUUAACUCUGAAAUCGUUGAUGUAGAUGACCUUAUUAAGUGA
Stylonychia lemnae is the source of this 945-nucleotide messenger RNA. NCBI's taxonomy places the organism in Eukaryota, Ciliophora, Spirotrichea, Sporadotrichida, Oxytrichidae. The record is from the annotation of a GenBank genome assembly.